AUGUGUAAAUCUGCGGCGCAGCAUGCGGGCCCGUCUGAGCCAGGGCGCACCCUCGCGCCGCCGUCUGAGCACCCCUUUCUGCAUGGCCCCCGUUGCGGCCGCGCUGGCGCCCGGGCAUUCCGAAUUGAGUCUCCGGCCGGACCCGGACCCAGACCCUCAGCCCAGCGGUCGCGACCGCGACCGCUGGGCGCUGGCGCCGCGAAGGCGCGCUACUUGUUAUCGGCUGGGCGCACAGCGUGCGCUGGCAGGACGGCACCGGCUUGGGCGGCGGCGUCAGGGGCGCUGCACGGGGUCGCACGGUGGCGGUGGUGCCACGUGACCCGUGACCCGCGCACCCCGCACGAAACACCCACGCACCGCGCCGGCGCGCUCGCGUCGCGGCGCCUACCGAAGCAAGCAACCGUCCGCGCUCCGCCUCGCACUGCGCGCCCGCAGCAUCUCAUCGCGCACCGGUGUGCCCUAUGCCGGGCGAGGUAA
Molecule: messenger RNA, 477 nt
Organism: Lachancea fermentati
Lineage: Eukaryota; Fungi; Ascomycota; Saccharomycetes; Saccharomycetales; Saccharomycetaceae
Source: the annotation of a GenBank genome assembly